Molecule: messenger RNA, 2854 nt
Organism: Esox lucius (northern pike)
Lineage: Eukaryota; Metazoa; Chordata; Actinopteri; Esociformes; Esocidae
Product: fibroblast growth factor receptor substrate 2
Exons: 7
Coding region: 674-2314 (546 amino acids)
Biological process (GO): cell surface receptor protein tyrosine kinase signaling pathway
Cellular component (GO): cell-cell junction; cytoplasm
Source: RefSeq, a predicted model, not a curated record
CAUGAGGUAAAAAUAUUAUUUGCAUUAUUAUUUUUUCAUAUUAUUAUUCUGUGUAAGGUUUGUUGUCGUCAUGAUUUGGGAGAGGCCCCAUGAGUCCCAAACCUCAUCUCCGCGGUUGCGCAGUUGGUCGCAUUUUCACCACAGAAAAUUCUUGCCUCAAACUCUCGGAAGUUUAGCAAAUCAAGUUGCUGUGAUUUAGCUAGUUAGCUAGCUACAUAAAAUACAGUGCGACUAAGGCAAACUAGCAUAUAUUAGGGGGAAAACUAAAUUGUCUCAUUCUAUAUCGAAACUCAAAGGAUGAUACAUGGAGUUACAUUAUUUUAUGUUACGUUGCGGUCGAAAACAUGAAUGGUAGCCACCUCUGGAAGAAGUUGUGAUUGUUUUUUUGGCGCUCUAGCAACUAAACGCAGAGGAAAGAUGGUGGAGUUAAGCUAACAGCCUAAUUCUUACUUCAUAUGUGAUAGCAGAGCUAGCUAACUAGCUAGGUUGCUAUCGUUUGUAUCAAAAAAGUUUGUGAAAAUUACCGCAUCAGAAUUUACAAGAGACUCGCCCUCAUCUUAUGUUGGCAUACUGUAACGGUACCAGUUAAGCAUGAGUGCACCUCAGCCUCGGAAGAUGGAACCAGGGAUACUGGUGGCUGGAUCUAGAAAUCCGAUGGUGCUCUGAAGAAGCCAUGGGUAGCUGCUUAAGCUGUCCAGAGAAAGAGUCAAUCCCAGAUAAUCAUCAAACAAAAUUUAAGGUGAUAAACGUGGAUGAUGAUGGGAACGAGCUGGGCUCGGGCGUGAUGGAGCUGACUGAGGCCGAGCUGGUCCUCCAUACCCAUCGGCGAGACGAUGUCAGGUGGCCCUACCUGUGCCUACGUCGCUAUGGCUACGACUCCAACCUCUUCUCAUUUGAGAGUGGCCGCCGUUGUCAGACGGGACAAGGGAUCUUUGCCUUUAAGUGUGCUCGGGCAGAGGACAUCUUCAACAUGCUUCAGGAGGUGAUGCACAGCCACAGCAUCAGUGUGGUGGAGGAGGCGGUGCUGGAGACCAACCACCAGGCCACACACACUCCUGCCGCUCUGGGCUACUCUGUCCCCACUGUGCCUAACGGUGUCAGCCGGAUCCCUUCGGUGGGCGACGCCCCCUCGCACCCCUCCACACGCCACCCAUCUGUGGCCAGCACCCGCCUGCCCUCGGUGGGGGAGGAGUCCACACACCCCCUGCUGGUGGCUGAUGAUGCGAUCCACACCUAUGUGAACACCACCGGCCUGCUGGAUGACCAGCCCAGCCCUCUCACUGCUCCAGCCCCUCUGGACAGCCCCGGGUCAGCCCAGUCCCAGUGCCCCCCUACUCCACCUCCUCCGCGGGUAGCCAGACCAGAGCCCUCGGCCCAACUCCAGGAAGAGCCCCAGGUGCUGCUGGAGCCGCAGGGGGUGCGCUUUGUGCUAGGACCCACGCCUGUGCAGAAGAAGAUGGCCAAGGGGAAGCAUAUGGACGGGGAGGAACCAGAGCCUGGCCAGGCCAACGGACACCCAGACAAAGACUGUGCCUCCGAGGGCCCGCCGGAGCUGCCCCACACACACUCCAACGGGUCCACCUCUGCCGGGGCUCCAGCCACGGCCCCCCGCCGACACCGGCCGCCCCCGCUCACCCCCGACACCCUGCAGAAUGUCAACAACUCGGCCCAGCGGCGCACGGCCCUCCUGGACUACGAGAACCUCCCGGCGCUGCCACCCGUCUGGGAGACCCGAAAGCCCAGCAACGAGGAGGAGGAGGAGGGUGGGGGAGCAUCCCGUGGAGGAGGCCAGGCGGGGCCCAAGGCGUCUGCCCUCAAUGGCUACAACCACAGCCUCCUCCACCACUCCCACUCCCACCCGCUGUCAGCCAUGGAGCCCUCCCACAACUACGUCAACACGGAGAACGUUACGGCUCCGCUCAGCGCCCGCUGCGCCCCGGACACAGCACGCCGCCGCACGGACGGCCCAACCGUUUUCAACUUCGACUUCCGCCGGCCACCGGGGCCUCUGGGCCAGGAGUCCCCCAAGACGCUCAACUACAUCGAGGUGGAGAUGGAAACCGGCGCCGCCUCUUCUUCCUUCGCCGCCGGAAAGGGUGGCUCCUCCGACACCAGCAACCCCCACACGCCCCGCACCCCCACCUCCCCACUGCCGCCCAACACCCCGACGCGCCGAACCGAACUUUACGCCUUCAUCGACAUCGAGCGCACCGCCGCCAUGUCCAACCUGCAGAAGGCUCGGCCGCGCGACGACGGCACGGCGAGGAAAACGCGGCACAACAGCACGGAGCUGCCCACCAAAAGCACUGUCUGACUCAGACCUCGUCGCCCCCCCCCCCCCGGCCUUUUCCUCUGUGAUUGACCUUAAAAAAAAGAUACCAAACAAACACCGAGACACGACCCUUCUGUAUGAACACACGCAGAGAAAUGCCACGGAGACAUCGGAAAGGCCUUCUGUAGAGACUCCAGGAAGUGGUCUUAAAUAAUACAGACCUGGUCUUGUGUGGGGUGACCUGUAAGGGGAUUCGGGUAGACCAGAGUAGGUGCUUACUUGCCAUAUACCAAUUUAUUCCUAUGGUAAUAUAAUGCCUCUUUUCCUUCACUCAUUCUACAGUGCAUUUUGGUUUUUUAUUAUGUUAAUAAGACUGGACUGCAUUCCUCCCCCCAACCUCCUCCAUGGUACAAAUCAGUAUUACUGAACAAAGCAUUCCAUUUAGCCUUUUUUUAUAUAUAUAUAUAUGAUUCACUACAUGCUGCUGUAAUUUCAGUAUCUGAGGAUUACAUGGUAACACCACAUGAUGUUUCUGACUAUGUACAAUAGAUUCUGGCACAAUAAAUGUCUGUUCUGUUUUUA